This is a messenger RNA of Meleagris gallopavo (turkey), 9026 nucleotides long. The record is from RefSeq and is a predicted model, not a curated record. Lineage: Eukaryota; Metazoa; Chordata; Aves; Galliformes; Phasianidae.
GGUGUGAUAGGUGUACAGUUGGUGGUUACCAUGGUAAUGGCUAGUGUCAUACAGAAGAUCAUACCUCACUAUUCUCUUGCUCGUUGGCUUCUCUGUAGUGGCAGUUUACGAUGGUAUCAACAUCCUACUGAAGAAGAACUACGGAUUCUUGCAGGGAAACAAAGAGGGAAAAGCAAGAAAGAUAGAAAAUAUAAUGGUCACAUUGAAAACAAACCUUUAACCAUUCCAAAAGAUAUCGAUCUUCAUCUGGAAACGAAGUCUGUGACUGAAAGGGACACUAUUGCAUUACAUUACUUUCCUGAAUAUCAGUGGUUGGUGGAUUUCACUGUUGCAGCUACAGUUGUGUAUGUUGUGACUGAAGUGUAUUACAGCAUUGUGAAGCCCUCACAAGAAAUGAAUAUCAGCGUAGUGUGGUGUCUACUUGUCUUGGCUUUUGCAGUUAAGGUACUGUUUUCAUUGACCACUCAUUACUUCAAAGUAGAGGAAGGAGGUGAAAGAUCAGUCUGUGUCACAUUUGGCUUUUUCUUCUUUGUGAAAGCAAUGGCAAUUUUGAUUGUGACAGAAAAUUAUCUCGAGUUUGGACUGGAAUCAGGAUUCUCAAAUUUCUCAGAAAGUGCUAUGCAGUUCCUUGAAAAGCAGGGUUUGGAGUCCCAGGGUCCUGUGUCUAAACUAACCUUCAAAUUGUUCCUGGCUGUUUUGUGUUCACUUAUUGGUGCUUUUUUGACAUUCCCUGGCUUGCGACUGGCUCAAAUGCAUCUGGAUGCUCUGAAUUUAGCAACAGAAAAAAUAACACAAACACUGCUACAUAUAAACUUCUUGGCACCUUUAUUUAUGGUUCUUCUAUGGGUAAAACCAAUCACGAAGGACUACAUUAUGAACCCACCUUUGGGCAAAGAGAGCAUACCUUUAAUGUCAGAAGAUACAUUUGACACCGUGAGAUUGUGGAUUAUAAUCCUGCUGUGUGCUUUACGAUUGGCUAUGAUGCGCAGUCAUUUGCAGGCUUAUCUGAAUUUAGCACAGAAGAGUGUGGAUCAGAUGAAAAAGGAAGCUGGCAGAAUAAGCACAGUAGAUUUACAAAAAAUGGUGGCUCGAGUAUUCUAUUACCUUUGUGUAAUUGCCUUGCAGUAUGUUGCACCAUUGGUAAUGCUCCUUCACACAACUCUGCUUUUGAAAACACUAGGUAAUUAUUCUUGGGGCAUCUACCCAGAACUGAGUUCCAACACUCCGGUAGAAAACAGCUUGCUUCCCAAUUCAGCUUAUUCUGAAUCUGUCCCUGCUGAUGGAAAGAUGAAAGUAACCGUAGUACAAAUAACAAUGGCUUUGGGAAGCCUAAAGAAUAUUUUCACUCCUCUCCUGUUUCGGGGACUCCUGUCGUUCCUCACGUGGUGGGUUGCUGCUUGCCUCUUUUCUACAAGCCUUUUUGGGCUUUUCUAUCACCAGUACCUGACUGUGGCAUGAUCAACUGAUAAGUAUGAAGUCAAAUUCUAGACACAAACCCAGGUACCCAGGAGGAGGCGAAGAAAAAAAGAAGACAGAUAUUUAUGAAGAGAAAACAUAUCAUAUUUUUUAAACUCUUCCUCUGUGUUCUCAGGGUGAAUAUUCUUAAAAUGCUUAAAAUCACAACUGGGUUUGUUAGUUUUGUUACCCAAAUGGUAGCUAACUAAUUCAAUUAUAGUGGUAAGACUGAUAUUAUUAUAUGGCAGGCACUGGUGCGCAUGUUUAAAUGUUACAACUUCAGAGUAUCUUGGUUUCUAUAAAGAGGAAGUCGCCUUCAACACUUAAAGAAUCAGCAGUCAGUAACUGAAAUGUGUGAGUAGGUACUGGUCAUGCUGAUGGUGGCUACUUGUUGAGUAAAAUAUUGAAACUGAGCCAUACAAUGGACAGAAAAAGGGGAUUUUAAAAAGUUCUGUUGGAUAGUUUUUGAUCACUUUUCACCAUGAAAAAUGAAAUAAUCCAGCAGGACAAAAGCAAUGCUGUAUAUUACAGUAAGGAAAGUUGUAUAAAACUUCAAUUUAUCAUAAGAAAAAUGUAUGGGCCUGGCAGGUAUUGCUGCCUAAAUAUUAUGCAGGAAUGCUUGCACAGUGAAAGGAGAAUUAUAGAAAAACAAAUAAAUAAAUAAAUAUAAUUUCAGUCCCUAAGUCAUUUUGAAGUAAUGGCCAUUUGUAUUGGUGCUAAUCUUGAUCCACAGAUUCCAUUCGGAUCUUUUAAAAUUUUUCUUUUUAGAUAAUAGAUAAAAUUCCAUUGAAUUCACAAAAUAAUAGAAUUAGACUAGUGAUGCCAAUUAAACAUUUCAAAACAAUACAGUUUAAUCCUGCUGACUGAGAGUGUAUGUAUCUGUGAUGUACAUAUAUAUAUAUAUAUAUAUUAUAUAUGAAAUAUAUAAUAUAUAUGGAGUUAUAAAAUAUGGAAUCUUUAUUUUAAAUUACUGAAUGUAUACUAAAGGGCCAUGGGAGAGGGAUAUAUAUGUAUCUAGUAAUUUCAAGAACCCAUUUGAAAUGAAAAUUAAAUUUUUUUGAAAGUUCAGUUGAAAGGGCUAUUUGUUUUUGGUGCCUCUACAAAGGUACUUAGCUCUACUAAAGAACUUAUGCUGUUCUGAAAGAAGAGAUCUGCUUCAUCUCUUAGUCUUGAAAUUUCUGCUGUGUCAUAUCAUUUCCUCUAACCAGUAUAACUUGUGUUAACUUGGCCAUGCAGUAACAACUAGUAUCUCUUGGCUUCAGAAAUAAAUUUUCUGUGUAGUAAAACAAUUGUUAUAAGGAGGAACAAGACUUAAAUUCACAACUUUUGCUUAACUGGAGGGAUAGAGCCUAUAUAUCAAGCCAUUGUGAAACAAUGAUUGAUGAAGUUUUGGAUAUUUUGUGUAAUGGGAUAACAGGACAAUUCAUAUGCAGUAGUAUUUUUUUAAAAAAGUUAAUAUUUCACCAUGCAGAGUUCAGUGCUUCUUUGACUAAUAUUGGCUAUUUUUAUGUUACUGUUUUUUUUCUCUUUACUUUGUGUACUACUUUAGCAUAUAAUCAGCAUUUCUAAAUGAAAGUUUAACAAAUAUUAAAUAUGUUGCAAACUUACCAUAUGGGAAAGCGAACUGCCAGUGAAUGCAGAAAAUUCAGAAUUUACACUGGUGAUAAACUGUCUUGCUAUAUCAAAUACCCUUUACGUAUUUACUAAUACUAGGAAAAGAUCUGCGUGCACCAGCUAGUACAUACUGCAUGUGUUUGGGAUAUCUUGAGAACACCUUGCGUGACUUGACUGGUUUCAUUGCAGUGUAAUAUUUCAGAUGCAAGCUUUGUUUUUUUACACCAGCUCUCCAUGACUAACAAGGACAAAGAUUCAUCUGUGUAAAUUGGACUAGGGUAUUUUACUUCAUGGAUUCAGGUCCUGAAAUAUUCCUAGGAUUUGAAUUUCAGAUAAAUAGAAUGAGAAAUUAUCACGGGUCCAGUAAUACUGGAUCCAGUUGCUGUUAGUUCAAGAUAUUUCAUUAAUAUAAGAAUAAUGCAAGCAUCUAAGUCAUAGGUGGGUAUCCACCUUUAAUGUUUCAGUCAUUACACUAGUAAAACAAUGAAGUACAAAUUGAUUCUGAUUGUGAACUUGACCCAAAAAGCUCACUGCUUGAGAUUGUUGCAGUUGAAGGAUAGGAAUAAGAUGACUUCAAAAUAAUGCUAAGUGACUGUUUCCUUUAGUAUAGUGCAUAUUCUUGGAAGCUCGUAGGUAGAAAUGAACUAUUGUGUGUGUAGCUCAGCUCUGCAGAGCUUUUGAUGAGGAAUCACACUGUCUUAUGUUUCAGAUAUCAUACUGUUCACAGUGAAUUAUGCACUGGAUGAUGCUAGCAUUAAGAUCAGUGCUUUUGGUUGUUGCUGUUUUGUUGUUCCAUGGAAUGAGAAGGAUGACCCUAUGAUCAGCAGUUUGAUCUGAGUAGGAGGCAGUUUUCUUUGGUUUUAUUUAAUCCUUACAUGAGGCUUAUUGAAAACUAUAUAGCAAUAAACAUCUUUGAACUUUUAGGUGACAGUGAAAUGGGACGAAGUAUAUUGCUAUAGUUGUGAGCAAUGCAUUUUAUAACUACCUUAUAUGAUAUGCUCAGAAGUGACUUUUAAAAUAAACUAGCAGCCUUGAUAGUUCUGACCUACAUGUAUGUUAUGUAAGUAGUAUCUGCUCACUUGUUCAGGAAGUUCUUUUAAAACAGCAAAUGCUUCCCCCCUACACCACCAUCCCCAGAGAGCUUUAUUGGCACUUUGUGAGGGGAAAAAGUAGCUUACGGAAAUGGAAAAACAGAUAAAAUAAGACUGAAUUGCCAGUAAUUUUUAUUCAGGAUUCUUGCUUUUUUUAUUCACAACCUACUUCAUUUUUGAGAGAGUUAGGAAGGAAAGAUGCCUUUGAUGAAGUUCAGAUCUACCUUUAUCACUCUGGUAAUGUGACUUGCUGGCCUGAUGUUUUUCUUUUUUCUGUCCACAACUUUUUCCUUACAUUACCUAUGAAGAACUGACCUGGCUAGAUUAGUUAAUAUUUAUAUGUUGAUUAUUGUUUUGUUAUGGGUUUAAAUUAAUUGGUCAUUGCAGGACUAGUUCUUUAAACAAUUUAAAUAACUCCAAAGUCCAGCUGGAAUUUGAACAGAAUUACUAGUACGUUAAAAACUCUUUCUAUUGCAGUUGUCAUUUUAGACAGAAAGUUAAGAUAGUGCUAAAUCCAUGUCUUCCAGCAAGAUUCAGGAUAGUCCAAGUGUAACAUUUGGGCUGGAGAAGUUGAAUGGGAAAAGGAAGUGGGACUUGAACAAGCCUGCUUUUCCACUUUGCAAGCAGUAUUCUCAGGCAGCACUUGACCUUUGUUGAUCAUUUGAGGCUCUAGGAUUUUCCAGGAGUUGAAGGAACUGUGGCAAUUUUUCUCUCUUCCUGUCUUCUCUUGCUUGAGAAACAAAUAUAAGAAAUAAGUAUUACAUCAAUACAAGAGAAGAUCCUGUACCAGGGGGAUAUGCUUUAGAAAACUCAUUUCUAUGGCAACUGUUCUUCAACUUCUUCUACUCACAAAUACUGGAAGAUAAGCAAAUAGAAAUGCACACUUACCUGAAUUGUAAAGUCAUACUCACCGCAAAAGAUGCGGUCAAGAUACAUCAUCUAUGCAAGUAGGUAUUAGAUAGGUAGUUAGUGCAGAGUUUUCAAGUAACGUCAAAGGAGCAAUUAAAAUUAUUUUUAUUAUGCUGUACUGGAAGUACAGCUAAAUUCUAAUAGAGGUGUUGGAUUUAAUAGAAAAUUUAAAAGUAUCUUAUGUAAAAACGUAUAAGUCUUUUCGAAGGCUCUACAAGGUAAAAUGCCAUGUGUGUUUUUAUUCUCAAAGGAUUGUUUUGGACAUUCUCUUGUUUUGUUUGUUGUUGUUGUUGUUGCUUUGUGGUUUUUUUUGUUGUUGUUGUUUUUUUUCCCCAAGAGAUUUUGAGUAGUUUUGAAAUGUUACAGAUUGUUUUGGUAUAUGACAAUCUAUGCCACAAAAAUUCACCCUACAGUUAAUGUUGUCUCUAACAAGAAUUAAGUUCAUAGUACAAACGGGCAAUCUUGAAUGAAAACAAGGCCACACAAAAUAGAAUGUUCUCUUAGAGAAGUCUUUGCACUAUGUCUAAGCAAGUUCUAACAGAGGAAGUCAGUAGCAGGUCCCUUGGAUCAUAAAUCGUAUAUGGAGGUAAAUGCUUACCAUAAUGAGUAAAUAAGACUGUUAUUUUCAGCAUUUGAAUUCCAAGUCCAAAAUCCCAGAUGAUAAGUUAAGAGCAGCCUGGUUGUUCUAAAGAGCAUCUAGGCAACACAUACCAAAUGCCUGAUUUACUUAACGCUGAUGCAGGGCAGGCAGUCUACUGCAGAGUGAUUUCUGUUCAACUUUUUCUUUAGAAAGGACUGCCAUGCUUUAUGGUGCGGGUAGUACAAGUCCUGAAUUGAUGGUAUACCUAAUCUCCAUUCUCAGUACUAGUCUGAAAGGUUUUCUGUUCUGUGGGAGAGAGAUUAUGAGGCCAAGAUGUUAUUCCAAGGCUGCUUUUACUGAAAUCUGUGUAUGCUGCACUUAACUUUUUCAAGUGUCUCACUGUGGAUUGCCAGGAGAGUUAACGCUGCACUGGACACUUCAUGCCAGUGUACAUGUAUUUUUAUAACUUUGAUUUUAGUAGUAUUUUUAAUGGAAAUUAUUUUUAAUCCUGUUACCAUCAAUCAUAUUUUAAUUUUUUUAUUAAUAUCAGUGCCUGCAACUAGAAGUCAAAUAUUUCUACACUCAACAUUUUUUAAAACUUGAUUUCCAGACUGGAGUGCUAGCAAGUAUGCAGUUUUAUAUUGAUUUGUGUAGUCUGCCUGUAAAUAUCAAACUUUUUUCACUUGCUGUCAAAACAUCAAGCAAGACCAAAGGAGAAGAUUCGGAUUUGCAGUAUUCAGCAGCAUUGUACCUUUAUGACUCUGCUAUUAAAAAAAGCAGACACAAAAGCACAGGAAAACAAAAACGUAGAUUUUAGAAGAAGCUUUUUAUAAACUCCUUAAUAGUUUUUAUUUUAGUGAUGUGCUAAGUAUUUUUUUAAAGCUUGGCUUAAGAUAUCGUCGUAAAGUUAACUUUUUCUCUCUUUACCUCUUUUCACUUUGUCUGUCCAUAAAGGGAAGUUUGCUUCCCUUAUAGACCUAAUUUUCAAGAAUGCAUAUUUAUUGUUUUUUAGAUUAAAAACCAGAAAAAAAUAAAUACACCCAAAAAAGAUUAUUUUGUAACUGCAGUUCAUACCUGUGUCAUGAUGUGCCAACAAACAGUUUUCUGUUGUCUUCAAUCAUUUUCUUGUCCACUGUUAUUUUUCUUAUGUGUUAGUACAUACAGUUUCCUAGGAAAAAUCCACAUGGGGAAAAAGUCUGUAUAAGCAAUGCUAGGGCACUUUGUGUAAUGUUACAACUGUUCCAUUUAUGUGACUAAAUACUAAUGUAAACAUGCUACUAAAUGAUUUAAGCCUAAAAAUUCCUACAAGAUAGACUUGUUAUAAAUUACACAGGAAACACCCUCCAAGUUGUAAAUACUUGACUUCAAUUUCUCUGUUGCUGGGUUCGCGCAUAAAUUGUGUUGCUGUUCUGUCUUAAAUAUUUUCCUAUCUUUUUAAGAGAAAAGCACAUAGUACUGAACAAAUCUGAGAAUAGAGGGACUCCUAAUCCACCAUUUCAGUAUUUGCCAAAUGGAAAAGACUCUUAUAUCUUUAAUGUAAACUUUAGUUUCCUAUUACUGCUAAAUUACUUCUGAACUAUGAUUUUAUAGUUAGAGUUUUGCAAAGUAAUACGAUUAGCAUGCUUUGUAGCAAAGGUGUUAUCAAAUGGAUGUUGCAUUAUAUAGACCUCUCCUGACAAAUUCUCAUUUACUGUAUGCUUUUCGAGUUCAUCAGGACUUAGAAACAGGAGAGUGCAAUGCAAGUUGAAAGAGCUGAGGAGAUAUUGUGUUUGGGGGAUUGCUGGCACUUUAAUUUUUUUUUUUUUUAAGUCAGUGGGGAUAAUACUUAGGUGCAAUUACUACAAAUAAUAAACAAUCUAAAGAAAUGUUGUAUUCUUUUUGUGCACCGUAGACUAAAGUGCCUAACAUGGGUGGUCUGUAGAAGACAUGCAUUAAACUUCUUGCAUGCAUCUUGGUGGUCAUUUUGCUAAAUAACAGGUCAGUGUUUGGAAAGAAAAUACACAGAGUGCUAGUCCUAAAAAAGGGGAUAUGAUAAAAACAUUCUUUCCAUACAUCUUUUGGUAUAUAGAAUGUCUGUAUAUUUACAGGUCAUUAUACACUGGAGGCAAAUAAGAUUUUGGAGAAAUCUUUUCCAUUUUUAUUACUUUACUGAUACAAUGUGACACCCCAGUGCCAUAUGUACAUUCGGUUUUCAUCCUUUUUUGUGAUUCAAGGAAAGAACUGGCACAACUUGGAAACAGUUGAUUUUAGCAAAGUUUUCUAGUGACACCCUUGAUUCUGCUUUUGCCCUACUUCUGCAGCUAGCUUUGAUAAGUAGCUCUGCUUGAGAUCAGAAAGACCACACUGAAGUUCACCACACCUGUAUGGAUUUGGACUACAGCAGAGGUGGAUUGUAGUAUGACUGUUUGGGACUGAGCAAAGAAGAGGCUGCUGGUUGUAUUGGCCAAUUUUUAGAAUGCUUUUAGAGUAACUGUAUAGCAAACUCAUCUGUAGCUGUCAGCUACUUCCUUGCCUCUGAAAAUGGUGAGCGGUGGUAAUCAUCUGGUCUGACGGGGGAGCUGAGAAGCUUGCCUUUGAGUAAAUUAUCUCUAAAUGUGAAGUGCUUGUAAGCUGAAAUGUUGUAAUAGGUUUAAAUCUACCAAAGGAAGCCUUCCUCCAAGGAAGCCUUAUAAAACCAUUUUGAGCUUUUAGCUCUGAGAAGUGGCUUUAGUAGCCUAUGCUGUAUGUAGUACACUGUUGGGGAACACUUGCUCCAGUAAGUAUGCUAAACGUUUCCUUACACUGUGUGUAAGAGAUGGUGGCUUGUUAUUUUACUGCAGAACGCUAAGAAGCUGGUUUUGUCUUGUUUGUAAGUGUUAGCGUAUACCAGGCAGCAUUUUUUUAAUGUUAAAAUAGUAAAAAUUGGUUUGUCAUCUAGAAACCUAAAAUCUUUAGCGUCAAUAAAUGCUGUGAGUUGAAGCAAGAUUAUGCUUUAUUAUUCCUCUAGUAAUUCUGGUGAAAUGAUAUAAUUUAUGUUUGUUUUUAUAAUGCACACAUUACUGAAGUUAAAUUUGUAUUUGUUAGGUACUAGUGGUAAUACUACAGCAAAUAAGAAAAACUGUGAUAUCUACUGUGUAUUGAGUGCCCCAUCAACUUUCCUUUGUAAAGCAUUGAUCCGUGUGAGACAUUUAAUGUCUAUUACAGUUAUGCUAAUACAGUAUUUAGUAUCCCUACAUGUACUCUGCAUGUCUUUGCAUUUGUGCACUGUAGAAGGAUAAAUUGUUUUUCAGUACUUACUCUAGGUUUAAAAAAGCUUACAUUAUUUUAUAUAGUAUUUCCCAUAUCCAAAAUAGGGCAAUUUCUGAAGCCAAAGAUCAAUAAAUGUUUAUUGUCUAUCA